CAAAAGAAUGUGCUAAUUAGCUCAAACUUUAAUACAUUUACAUGAAACUUCUUUGGAAUUAUUAUCCAUAAGUUUCUUUUGUUCUUCUCUUCUCCUUCUCUUUUUCUUUACCAAGAUCUAUGGGUCUCACAAAAUAUGACAACUACACAAAAAGGGAAGAUAGCUGGGUAAUCAUGGAAGGAGAUCAUGAUGAUAUGUACGACACAACAUCCUCGACAUCGAUUUCGAAUAGAUCAUCGACAUCUUCAUCGGACUUAGUAGAUGAUGCAUCUUCAUCGUCAAUGUCGUCGUCAUGUUCUUCUUCCUUUCAUUCUCAUGGAUCGUUGUUCGACUUGUCAGAUCUCAUGGCUCAGCUACCCAUCAAAAGAGGACUUUCAAAGUAUUUUGAGGGCAAGUGCCAAUCCUUUACAUCUUUAUCAAAGGCCAAGAGCAUUGAAGAUCUUGCAAAGAAAGAGUCUCCAUAUAAAAAAAGAAAGGCAAUAAAAGCAAGCAAGAGCUAUGGCGGUGGCUUGAGUUCUUACAGAUCGUACACACUUCCGAAGGCCACCAUUUCUAAGAGUCAGGGAACGAAGCAUCUGGAGUCAGGUAUGGCAGCAGGUACAACAGCGGUGCGAGACAUAGGUGUAGCAGUGGUGUGGUGGAUCGGUCAGAUCGGCGGGUCGGGUUGGGGUUGCAGGCAGCAGUCUAGUGCGGGUCGAAGGCAGUACGUAGGUGGUGGUCUGGUACAUCAACGGGUAAAUUUUUAUAAAAGGACGUGAUGGAUCAGGCAACAGUAGCGCGAGCUGGGAUCUGGUUGCAGGUUCCUUCAGUGCUGGCGUUACAGGUAUGCGGGAGGGAUACAAGCGGUUUGACAAUGGCGUACAGAUGGUGGUGCUAGAUGGGACGGAACUAGGUUCGUCAGGACGUUUAAGACAGGCGUGAGAUGGUGGUGGAUUCGUCGUUGCGGAGGGAACAAGAACAAACAUAGCGGCUGGUGGCUCGACGCGACUCCGGCUUCAGACUUUAACAGAUUCUUUUUCUUUUUUUUUCUUUUGUUUUUUUUGUAAGAACAACGAAAGGGUAACUCAACCAGAAAACAAAAAAAGUUUCACGGAA
Messenger RNA from Malus domestica (apple), 1095 nucleotides. Its product is annotated as protein OXIDATIVE STRESS 3-like. NCBI's taxonomy places the organism in Eukaryota, Viridiplantae, Streptophyta, Magnoliopsida, Rosales, Rosaceae. The record is from RefSeq and is a predicted model, not a curated record.